CACUACUCAGAACUUCAUGGGAGCCCUUUUUGAUAGGGUCCAAUACCAACAAAGGUCUCUCUUUCCUUCCACAAAGGCCUUCCACCUGCCAAGUUCAAGAUUCUCAGAAAGUCGUGAAAGAUGCCUUAUAUGCUACCAAGGAGAAUCCGGGUGCCCCUAAAGGCCAAACCAGAGGACAAGGAUCCGUUGCUAAGCUUUUGCCAGAUCCCAGACAAGCACCAGGACCCCUCCCAUCCCCGCAAGUCCUUCGCUUCCACCAUACCGGUGGCCGUAGACCCCUGGAAGCAGCAGCAGAAGGUCAUCAACCACCGUUUUUACACCCGACAGUACACCAACUCAUACACGCCCUUCUACACCUUGCAGAAACCGUCGUGCGGCUACCUUUACUGCCAAGACACGGACCACACCCGCAAGAGGUUGGACAUCCCUUAUACCAACGUAAACAAAUGGCGGACUGAUGCCAUUCUGUAGUCCCCGGAGGCUCCCGCACUCCUCCGCCCGCUUCAUCUCUGGAAGGCUGGGCCCUCAGAAAGGAGGGUGUGUUUGCUAGGGGAGGGAGGGGCUGCCCCGGCGGCUGGGCUCCCCAGGAUGGUCACUUUUGGGCAACGAGGGAGACCUCUUCAGCACCAAUUAAACAUUACCCUUCUUUAGUCUA
Messenger RNA from Sarcophilus harrisii (Tasmanian devil), 655 nucleotides. RefSeq lists its product as uncharacterized. The record is from RefSeq and is a predicted model, not a curated record. The coding region runs from base 121 to 471 and encodes 116 amino acids. Lineage: Eukaryota; Metazoa; Chordata; Mammalia; Dasyuromorphia; Dasyuridae. The transcript is spliced from 2 exons.